AUGAGUGGCGCGGGUUACAAUGAUCCCGAAAAGCUGAGAGCUGCCAGGGAGCUGGCUAUGUCGUUUGGUAAUUCUAGCCAGCCCAGAGGCGGCGGCGGCGGCGGUGGUGGCAGUAGACAGAGACAGGGUAAUGACUUUGGAAACAGAGCACCUCGGGAGAGGUACAACUACAACUCUCCCCCUCCCCCUCCCCCUCCUACGGUCGUCUCUAACAUUCCACCUCCAAGUCGGCGCAACUACACAGACACCCUAGUCUCUAGUAACGUGAGACGUACUCCUGGCCAGCGCUUGGGAUCUUCUACCAUUGAUUUUCUGAACCGUCGAACACCGACUCCCCAACCGACCCCCCAGCCCACAUCGGCAAAUCAACUUCAAGAACCUCCCAACCAAAGCGCCAUGGCAGUCGUGCCCCCAAGUGUGACCAACAAACCAGUCAACAGCGUUGCUCAAGGGCAAAACGGGACUGAUGUCUCGGGCAACGAGAACCGCACUACCGCCCCAGCUCGAGCUGACGAGGGCCGCUUGGUAGACAUUCAAGCAGAGACCACAAUGGCCAUGGGGACUGAGAGUAGCCAGCCCAAAACCAACAGGCCUAUGAGUGCAGCCCCAGAACAGGCUCAAGCCCUUGUCCCUGGAAGCCUUCAGAACAACAACAUUGCUAGCACUUGGGCCGCAUCCUACAACGAUUCUUCUGACGAAGAGGAAGAGGAAGAAGAAGGGGAGAUCUUUGAAAGACCCAAGGCAGAGCCUUCCAGAAAGGAUGUACCAAGUCUUCCAAAGGCAGACGACGAGGACCUCAUCAUGAUAUCCCCGGACCAGAAGCCCAACACUCUCUACACUGAGGACAUUUCAAAGUCUCCACUUACGUCAACUGGAACUGCGAAUGGAAUUUCAGUCCAGAAAGUUCGAAAGAACAUUGUCCCACCUCUUCAGCAGAACGGGCGCGGACCGGUUGAGGGGUCUUCUGCUAUCAACCAGACCUCACGAGAUCAGACUCGAGGACCUACGAAUGGUCAUGUAUUGGUGCAACCUCACCUCGAUACUCCCCAUCACGUUCAGGCUUCUCCCAUGCAGUUCCCUGCAACACCAAUGACACCUGGCCCAAGUCAAUCAUUCCAAGCUGGCGAGAACAAGACCGCCGCGCCUACUGAGAAACAGAAGGCCCCCCGGAAAACUCUAGGUCUCAAGUCCUCGAUGUGGGCUUCCUAA
Messenger RNA from Fusarium vanettenii 77-13-4, 1209 nucleotides. RefSeq lists its product as uncharacterized. The coding region runs from base 1 to 1209 and encodes 402 amino acids. The transcript is spliced from 4 exons. The record is from RefSeq and is a predicted model, not a curated record. NCBI's taxonomy places the organism in Eukaryota, Fungi, Ascomycota, Sordariomycetes, Hypocreales, Nectriaceae.